Molecule: messenger RNA, 1802 nt
Organism: Anguilla rostrata (American eel)
Lineage: Eukaryota; Metazoa; Chordata; Actinopteri; Anguilliformes; Anguillidae
Product: ankyrin repeat and SOCS box protein 13-like
Exons: 7
Coding region: 91-996 (301 amino acids)
Biological process (GO): intracellular signal transduction; positive regulation of protein catabolic process; protein ubiquitination
Molecular function (GO): protein binding
Source: RefSeq, a predicted model, not a curated record
CAACCAUCCAUAAAUUCGUUUUAGCCCAAUAUGUACUGUACAUGAGGUAACUAUUUUGGUUACAGAAGGCACUAUUAUAAAUGAUACAUUAUGGAAACGGAUAUCGAGCCAGACAAGCCUUACUUCUUUGGCGAUAUAGAAUUUUUACUGUUUUAUGUUGAGGAAUGUUUAUACAACCUUGAGCAAACUUGUGUAGGCUGCUGGGCGGAGAGGACCCCGCUGCAUGAGGCCGCCUCCCUGGGCCAGGCCCUCAGGCUGCAGCAGCUCAUCCGCAGCGGAGCGUCCGUCAACAUCGUGGCUGUGGACUCCAUCACCCCCUUACAUGAGGCCUGCAUACAAGGACAGACCCAGUGCGUCAGGCUGCUGCUGGAGGCUGGGGCACAGGUGGACGCGCGGAACGUGGACGGGAGCACGCCGCUGUGUGAGGCCUGUUCGGCGGGGAGCCUGGAGUGCGUGCGGCUGCUCCUGGAGCACGGCGCCACGGUCAACCCCGCCCUCACCUCCCGCACCACCUCCCCCCUCCACGAGGCCUGCAUGGGGGGGAACUCGGACUGCGCGCAGCUCAUCGUGGCCGAAGGAGCCCAGCUGGAGGCGUACGACCUGUACUACGGCACGCCGCUGCACGUGGCCUGCUCCAACGCCCGCGUCGCCUGCGCCAAGGUGCUGCUGAACGCAGGUGCGAAGGUCAACGCGGCCAGGCUGCACGAGACCGCGCUGCACCACGCCGCGAAGGCCAGGAGCGCGGAUCUGAUCGAGAUGCUGGUGCAGUUCGGGGGCAACGUGUACGCCCGGGACAAACACGACAAAAAGCCCAUCGACUACACCAAGCUGGGCUCGCCCCCGGCCCUCUGCCUGCAGUUCUACGAGCGAACCCCCAUGAGCCUUCAGCAGCUCUGCAGGGUGUCCCUGAGGACGGCGCUGGGCACGAGGGCGCUGGACGUGGUCUCUAAACUGGACCUGCCGAAGCCCAUCGUCAGCUACCUCCGCUACUGCUGACCUCAGAGCUACCCACUGCCAUCCGCGGCGCGGUUCCAAACCAGCCCCUCCUGCCCCGAGCAUCAGCACAAACAGGCUGGGGUGGGGGGGACCCACACGCGAUACUCCCUCUCAGUCAGUGUUAUCUUUGCUUCAUGACGCACACAGAAAACAGCGAGAGUCACCAGAAACAUCCUCAUUCUCAUUUUUUGGUGAAUCGCCUUCUCAUGCAUAUGUGUGUAUAUAUCCAUCCAGGGUAGCUGAACAUCCAGACAGAAUGACUGACAGCUGUGAGGCUAAAAUAGCUGUGCUGCAGAUGAAACGGAGAGGAGGACUUCAGCUGAGGGGACGUAUCCCAUAAGGCAGCAUUUGCCAAGUCUCAUUUUUAAGAAUGCUCGCAAAACAAGUUGGACAGGGAAAACACAGUAAGGCACCAGCAAAUCAGUUUCCAUGACAACAAGGGACUGGCACUUCCAAGUUCCAUUUCCAGACGGCUAGGAAUUGUGGCUCAUCUUCCAUAUUCUGCUCGCCAGAUAUUCAUACAGGCUUUGAUGACAUGCAACAGGAAUGGAAAAGGGGUUGUUAAAAAAUAGUCUUAAAUAUCACGUAGGAGUAAAUAGACAAUUUUCCGUUGCUUUUAAGUUCGCUUGUAAAUUCUCUGCAGUUUUGUAGCGCCCACUGAAGCCUCCAUAAUGUGAAAUCCACCUGUGGUCAGGUAACUUGAUCUGCACGGACAAUUCAUUUGUCAGACAGAUUUGGGAAACUGCCAACUAUUUUUUAAUCUUACUUUAGACAGGUUUUUUUUCAUAGGUGGAACUAAGGCACAA